Messenger RNA from Ctenocephalides felis (cat flea), 3112 nucleotides. It is a transcript of the gene Orc1, whose product is annotated as origin recognition complex subunit 1. Gene Ontology annotation, biological process: mitotic DNA replication checkpoint signaling; DNA replication initiation. The record is from RefSeq and is a predicted model, not a curated record. Gene Ontology annotation, molecular function: chromatin binding; ATP hydrolysis activity; DNA replication origin binding. Gene Ontology annotation, cellular component: nuclear origin of replication recognition complex. The coding region runs from base 46 to 2961 and encodes 971 amino acids. The transcript is spliced from 15 exons. Lineage: Eukaryota; Metazoa; Arthropoda; Insecta; Siphonaptera; Pulicidae.
AAUUUAUUAGUAUUAUUUUUUGUAUUUUAAUUCUUGAUUUUAAUUAUGGAAAAUGACGAAAGUAAGAUACAAUGGGUGGGCCAAGUAAUCCCUUCAGAAAAUGCUCUAAUACGUCGCUUCAAUGCAAAUUGUUACAGGUCUGUUCGUUAUAAUGAGAUGCUUAUAUCUGUCAAUGAUUAUGUAGUAAUUAUUAAAGAGAAUGAAUCAAAUUCAAGUUUUGAUUCUGAUGUUGCAAGAAUUAAAGAAUUAUUUGAAGCAACUGGUGGUGCAUGUGAUGAUGGCAAAUAUAGAGCAAUAGUUGAGUGGUACUCUAGACCACGAGAUUUAGAAAAGUUUUGUAAAGAUGUUGAAAUGGAUCCCGAAAAUGAGGUGGUAUUAGACUUGAGGCCCUUUGAUGAUAAUGUUAGUAUAGAAAGCAUUCAUGUAAAAUGCAAUGUACUUUUAUCAAAAGCGGAUGAUGAUCCAGGUGGUCUUGUUAAAGGAACAAAAAAGAAAGUAACUACUUACGUUUGCCGUUACGCUUUAAUAAGAAAAUAUAAUCAAGUAAAAUUUGUUCUAGCACCAGUCCUUGAUUAUUUGCAGGGGGUUUUUGAUGUCAAAGACAAAAUAAGUACACCAACUUCCUCAAAUUCGGGAGAACCAAGAAAAUCUACACCAAGAAGAACAAACAGAGAAAGAUCUUCGUCUUCUUAUAACUAUUUAUCUUAUAAAUCAAUGAGUACAAUAAAUGAACCUGAGGUUGUUAAAACACCAACUCGAGGAAGAAAAGCAGCUAUUCUGAAUAAUAUAUCUACUAACAAUUCUCCAAGAACUCCCAGACGUAGAUCAUUACUUAUUGAUGUGUUAAGUACGCCGCGGAUUCCUGAAACGCCAAAAAGAACAAGAACGCCUAAACAAAAUGAAAACCGGGAAAACAAAACAGAACAGCAGUGGAGUAUUAAAAGGAAAUCAACAUCACAAAUUAUUAAAGAUAUUACUAAUAAAGAUCCUAACAUGAGUCCAGAAAUCCCCAUUGUAUCGCCCAUCAAAUUAAUUAAUAAAUCAAUUUUAUCUAAAGUGAAUGAAAAUAAAACUUUAACCGAGCGUGAUAUAUCUCAAGAACUUGACUCUGAUGAUGAACCUCUCCAACUUAAUAUAAAGAAAAUUGGAGCGCGUAGAAAUUUAAAUGACAGUCUUCAAUGUUUUAGUGAUGAUAUGGAUACUGAUGAUUGUGCGCCUCAAGUUCAAUAUUCAGUUGUUUUAGAUAAGAAUGAGCCAAAUAAGAUAAAACUUCGAGUUAGUGAUGAUUCAAUAAGGAACAAAUCAUGCAUACAGGAUGUAGCUUAUGAUUCUUUCCAAUCAAGCGAAGAAUCCAUUUCCUCACUGAAUUCAGAUUAUGACAAUUUAAAUUUAAAAGCAUCAAUUGUGAAAUUACAAAAAAUGAAUUUGGAAGAGGUGAAGAGAAAUAUUGAUAAACAAAUCAAAUCUAAAACAAAUGAAAAAGUAGUAAGAUCUUCUAGUAGAUCUAGAAAAAUUAAUAGUAGAUACUCCAAUGAUUAUGAUUCGAGUCCAACAAAAGUGUCUGCUUCAUCAAAGUCUAGAGUGAAAAGAAAUGCUAAGGCUGACAAUUCAAAAGAUGAUGAAAUGGAAGUUGUAACCAAUCUGAGUACUCCAGUAAAAUCGAGAAAAAUUGAAGAGUUGCAUGUGACACCAAAGCAUGCAAAGAAAUCGGAACCAAAAACACCAUGUACUACACCGGGUAUAAGAUUAAAACAAUUCAAGUCUGGAAAUAUGACGCCAACUUUGCAACUGAGAGAUGCACCUAGUACACCAUCAAGUGGAUUGAGUUUAGCAAGAGAAAGAUUGCAUGUAUCAGCAGUGCCAAAAAGUCUACCGUGCCGAGAAACAGAGUUUAAUGAUAUAUUUACUUUUGUACAAGGAAAAUUGUUGGAUAAUAGUGGAGGGUGCAUGUAUAUAUCAGGUGUACCAGGUACUGGUAAAACAGCAACAGUUACAGAAGUAAUAAAAUGUUUACAAAAGCUCUCAAAAGAGAAAAAAUUGCCCAAGUUUGAGUUCAUUGAAGUUAACGGCAUGAGACUUACUGAACCUCGACAGACUUAUGUCCACAUUUAUCGUCAAAUGGAAGGUAAAACUGUUCCUUGGGAACAAGCUCUAUCAGCUUUAGACAAGAAGUUUACAACAUCUGCAAAGUCUAGGUUAUCAACUGUGCUAUUAGUUGAUGAGCUCGACAUUUUAUGCACAAAACGUCAAGAUGUUGUUUAUACUAUUUUGGAUUGGCCAUCAAAAGCUAAUGCUAAAUUAAUUGUUAUAACUAUUGCAAAUACAAUGGAUUUACCUGAACGGCUAUUGAGAGCUAAGGUUACUUCAAGACUUGGUCUUACAAGACGGACAUUUGCUCCUUACUCGCAUAAACAAUUAAUGGAUAUUGUCAUGUCAAGACUUUAUGGUAUAGAUCUCUUUAAUUCUGAUGCUGUUCAACUUGUUGCAAGAAAAGUAGCUGCGGUAUCUGGUGAUGCAAGACGUGCACUGGACAUAUGCAGACGUGCUACAGAAAUAGCAGAAUUUACUGAAUCUUCUAAUAAAAGUAAGAAUUCAAAUGGUGCUGCUAUAGUUUCUAUGGUUCAUGUGAAUCAAGCCUUAUCGGAAAUGAUUACCAGUGCCAAAGUCACUGCAAUUCAAAAUUGUAGCACAAUGGAAAAGAUAUUCUUACAAGCUGUUGCUGCUGAGGUUGCAAGAACAGGUGUUGAAGAAACAACAUUUGGAUGUUGUUAUCAACAUGUUUCAUCUCUCUGUGCUUUAGAGGGUUUACAAAACUUAGCAACCAGUACUGCUUUAUCGAUUUGUUGUAGACUUGGUUCGAGAAGGUUACUUAUUACUGAGACGGGUCGCUCUGAUUUAAAUAUGAAGAUUUUGUUAAAUGUUGGGUCUGAUGAUUUGCAUUAUGCGUUACAAGAAGUAUAGCUUUUUAUAAUUCAUACGCAACAUUAAUAUUUAAUAUAUAUUGAUAAUUUUAGGUUUUAUUUAUGAUUGCAUGUUUUAUUGAAACUGGUUUUUAAAUGCAUUUGUUGAAUAUUUCUACAUUAGUUUAUUACAUGAAUGUCACACACGUUAA